This is a messenger RNA of Rhodofomes roseus, 1768 nucleotides long. RefSeq lists its product as uncharacterized. NCBI's taxonomy places the organism in Eukaryota, Fungi, Basidiomycota, Agaricomycetes, Polyporales, Fomitopsidaceae. The record is from RefSeq and is a predicted model, not a curated record. The transcript is spliced from 6 exons. The coding region runs from base 91 to 1371 and encodes 426 amino acids.
UCCCUAUAUAGCCCCGUCCACCCUCUCGCGGCCGCUCACGGAUGUUUCAUCCCCUCCCCGUGUGCGCCGUCCCGGCCAGCCUGACCAGCCAUGGCAGAUAACCCAGAGGUCUCCCAGCUCAUCCCGAUCAACCUUGCCACCGUUUGCAUCGAGAGCUUCCUCUACGGCAUCUUCUUCGUCCUCUAUGCCUCCUCCACCUACCUCCUCGUCCGCCAGGGGAGAGCAAAAGCGGCGGCGGAGCACGGCAGCGCCAACUCGGUCUACAGGGCACCCAUGUUCAUCGCGGCACAAAUCGUCUUCCUCACAGUGACUGGUCACUGGGUACUCACCGUCUAUCGGCUCUUCCAAGCCUUUGUCAACUUCCGCGGCGGAACCGCACCGCUGCUCUACUAUGCCAACAUCGCACUCGCCACCGAAGUCGCUAAAUCCGCUCUUUUGGUCGCAACUGUUCUUGUAUCCGAUGCAAUGAUCAUAUACCGUCUAUAUAUCAUCUGGGGCUACAACAAGGCGAUCGUUGUCCUCCCAAUCCUCACCUGGUUCGGCUUGAUCGCCGUCGGUGCGGGCGUCUGCUGGCGCUUCUCCCAAUACAAGAUCGGCGACAAUGUCUACGACGGUCCGAUCGGACGCUGGGUGACUGCCGACUGUUUCUUCACCCUUGCCACGAACGUGUACUGUACCGUCUGCAUCUCCUACCGCGUCUUCCGCACACGCUUCCGCUCCCGGAAGCACCCCUCGCUCGCCUCGCCGAACCUCCUCUCCGCGCUCGCGAUCCUCGUCGAGUCCGCCGCGCUGCACACCGCGUGGAACGCGCUCUUCCUCGGCGCCUUCCAGCGCGCGUCCACCCUCCAGUUCACCGCGAUCGACGUCUGGUCGCCCGUCGCCGGCACCGCGUUCAUGCUCAUCAACCUCCGCGUCGCCCUCGGCUGGGCACAGCGCGCGCACCCCACCGCCGCCUCCUCCUUCGUCGCGGGCACCGCGUCCACCCUCGCGCGCCCCCUCAGCGACGCAGGGAACACGAACAUGAACUGGAACUGGAACUCGAAGCGCGCCUCGUACCCGUACGGCGCCCCCGCGCCCGUGCAGCCCCCGCCCGGCGCGCACAGCCCGCGCGCGUACCGCAGCGAGUGGGGCCAGACGCGCGCGCCCGACUCGCAGCGCGUGUCGCGUGGCGCGGGCUACGGCGCGGACCCGUGGCAGGACCAGCCGUGGGUCGUCCAGGCGCCGCACCCGUACGCCGCCGCCGCGGGGAACGCGCGCGCAGCUGUGCGCGUCCCGCUCGCGGUGAAUGUGACGAGGGUCGUGGACCGCGUGGAUGAUCGGGGCUCGUCGCUCGAGGAGAAGUCGGGCUGGGCCGCGGGCGAGGCGGUGUAGGUAGAAGGGGUGUGGUGAGUUAUAUUGUUGUAGAGUACUUUGUCGUGGGUCCGGGUGUGGAGCCUAGCCGGUAGACGUUGAAUUGUUGUGAUACUACUUAGUCGGGGUGUGCGCUGCCCGAAGAUACAAAUGGAUUGGAAUGCAUACAUGCACGGCGCCAUGAUACUGUAUCGGUGUCCGCAGGCUGAGUUUGCGGAACUGAAACAAUCAUCGUGAGUCUCAAAGCCUAUGAACUAUCAACGCCUGAAAGCCAAGUUCACAGCGUCGCCGCAGGAGACAGGACCUGCUGGAGCUCCUGCUGGACCCCGUCUGCUUCCAGGCGAUCUUCCAUUGGCUCAACCGAGACAAGCAAGUACUACUGCUUAGCUUUCUUCAUGAAAUUGGAGUACUAGGAGUA